AGCAGGGAAAACAUUUGUAUUCGUUGGAGUAGAAGGUGCAAGAAGAGCACUUGCUUUUGGUGCUAAAAGCAGAGGUGCUCAGGUUGUCAUAUUCAACCAGAAUUAUGAGAGAGCAAAGGUGCUUGCAGAUGCAGUUUCAAGGGAAGCUCUACCAUAUGAAUGCUUAAAAAGACUCUGCCCUCAGGAGGGAAUGAUCCUUGCAAAUGCUUCUGCUGUUCAAGUUUGGUAAUUACUACGAAAUUCCUGGAAACACGGGUUGUAUUGCCAGAACAUGCGCUGCAUCAGCUGUUGGACUACACCUAGUUGGGCCAUUAGGAUUUCAGGUGGAUGAUGCGAAGCUAAAGCGUGCAGGGUUGGAUUAUUGGCCAUAUGUGGUUGUUAAAGUUCAUGACUCAUGGAUGGAGUUUCAAGACUAUUUCAGGCAACAGGAUGGGGAAAAGCUGUUGCUUGCGUUCACCAAAAGAGGAACAACAAUUCAUUCGGACUUUUCAUACAGAAGAGGUGAUUAUCUCAUAUUUGGCUCAGAAACUAGUGGCCUACCUCCUGAAGCUCUGCUGGACUGCAAAAGUGAAACCUUUGGUUGGGGUACUAUUCAGAUUCCAAUUGUUGAAACCUACGUUGGAUGUCUAAAUCUCUCUGUAAGUGUUGGCAGCUAUGAAUAACUUCAAAUCCCAUCCGAAAAUUGUAUGGAUACAGAACAAUCUCAAUCAUUUAUUACUGAGGAUAUAUUUGCUUAAUUCAAUGGUAGCAGGUUUCAUAGUUUAUUGGAACCUUGAACUUCAUCCAAUGGAGAUCGCAUUUUUGGAAGAAGUAUAGACUAUAGACUGCAGUGUUCAUUCAUUCAUAGACAGGACAAGAUUAUUAUAGGACUAUUUGAUCCUUCUGAGUUUUAUUGAGAUUGUAUGACAUUUAAAAUCCUGAAAGAUAUCUUGCAGAAUAAGAGUCUUUU
Messenger RNA from Quercus lobata, 949 nucleotides. RefSeq names its product putative tRNA (cytidine(34)-2'-O)-methyltransferase. The record is from RefSeq and is a predicted model, not a curated record. Gene Ontology annotation, biological process: wobble position ribose methylation. NCBI's taxonomy places the organism in Eukaryota, Viridiplantae, Streptophyta, Magnoliopsida, Fagales, Fagaceae. Gene Ontology annotation, molecular function: RNA methyltransferase activity; RNA binding.